UUCCAAUCCCCUCCAUAUCAUGUGAUUCAGGUGUUCCAAUCCCCUCCAUAUCAUGUGAUUCAGGUGUUCCAAUCCCCUCCAUGGACACAGGUGUAUACAAUCAAGCCCCUAGGCAUGCAGACGGCUUCUACAAACAUUGGUGAAAGAAUGGGUCGCUCUCAGGAGCUCAGUGACUCCAAGCGUGGUCCCGUGAUAGGUGGCCACCUGGGCAAUAAGUCCAUCCGUGACAUUUCCUGGCUACUAAAUAUUCCACGCUCAACUGUUAGUGGGAUUAUAACAAAGUGGAAGCACUGGGAACAACAGCCACUCAGCCACCAAGUGAUAGGCCACGUCACAUGACAGGGCGGGGUCAGCGCAUGCUGAAGAGCACAGUGCGCAGAAGUUGCCAACUGUCUGCAGAGUCAAUAGCUAAAGACCUCCAAACUUGGUGUGGCCUUCAGAUGAGCCCAACAACAGUGCAUAGAGAGCUUCAUGGAAUGGGUUUCCAUGGGCCGAGCAGCUGCAUCCAAG
Messenger RNA from Staurois parvus, 510 nucleotides. Lineage: Eukaryota; Metazoa; Chordata; Amphibia; Anura; Ranidae. The record is from the annotation of a GenBank genome assembly.